AUGGACUACAUCGACGAGCUCGAAGCCGAGAUCUUCCGACUAAGAGCCUCAGUUACGACAAUGUCUGAUGAGUCAAGGAAUCCACGACGCGCCCCAUCAUCGUCACAAAAUGCUCUUCAAACUAUCAAUAAUGUCAACAUUAAUGUCCAUAUUCAGAGCUUCAACGGGCAGAUUGCAACUGGCAUAUUUUCAAGCAGCUAUCCGAGCACUGCAGACCCUUGCAUCGUAGAGAAUUUGUUAGCAAGUGAUGCUUUCGGAUUUGAGUCAACCACAAUACCACAGAGUAUUGAGCUGUUCGAUCCUUUAACCAGGAUGCUUUUCUAUAACUUCUCAGAAAACAUUGCCCCAACUCUUGUCGCGAUAGAUGGGCUCUCCAAUGGGUAUAGAACUAUGAUCCUUCCUCUCGCCUGCUCCAAUGAUCUAGUUCGGUCUGCGACAUUAGCAGCAUCAGCGAAUCACCUACGAUUCCAACGCCCUAAGCUGUCACCUUUAGCCUCAAGAUUACAGUCCACAGCCGUUGAGAAGCUGUCCGUCUUUUCUAGAGAUGAAACUGCUAAUGGCGCCACUAGAAGUGCAGUUCUAGCUGCCAUAAUUCUCAUGCUGAUCACAGAUAUGAUGAACGGAGGCCAACAAUUUUACCUUCUCGUCAACAUGGCUAAAUCUUGGGUAGCGGCCAUGAAACAUGGCAGCCCACCGACAGCGAGUUCCCGGUCCGUGAUAGAACAGUUUCUCCUCAACCAGCUUGAAAUAUUACAACUUUACGCAGAGCCUCUUCUCAAAGAACAAUAUGCAAUACUUGCGCAGCAUGACUCACAGACAACUUCUGACGACAAGACGUUUAAAGACAGAAUUCUUAGCAUCUUCAAAGCAAUAGAAGAAGCUAUAAAACAAGCAUGUAACAUUUACUCCUCUCACAUCUUGCACAACGCUCCUCCGGCGAAUAUUGAAGAAACACUGGACAAUCUUAAAAUCACUGUUGAUGGAAUACCUGCUUACGCGCCUGGUGAAAAUUCGUUGGCUUGGGUGUAUUUCAUCGCUGCAGCGGAGAGUUCCGCCCCCGCGAAACGCAACUUUUUCUCCAAAAAACUGAUGGGUAUUUUUGAAAGGGGAGCAUUUACUAACACAACAACCGCAUUCGUCAUGCUCCAUCACAUUUGGAAUUGCCGAGAGAUGGGCGAUAAUUGGACUAAGACUCUGAAACAGACACCUACGGUACUAGUCUUAACAUGA
Molecule: messenger RNA, 1230 nt
Organism: Trichoderma virens Gv29-8
Lineage: Eukaryota; Fungi; Ascomycota; Sordariomycetes; Hypocreales; Hypocreaceae
Exons: 4
Coding region: 1-1230 (409 amino acids)
Biological process (GO): positive regulation of transcription by RNA polymerase II
Cellular component (GO): nucleus
Molecular function (GO): transcription cis-regulatory region binding; DNA-binding transcription factor activity
Source: RefSeq, a predicted model, not a curated record